Messenger RNA from Trichoderma citrinoviride, 891 nucleotides. RefSeq names its product mitochondrial carrier. Lineage: Eukaryota; Fungi; Ascomycota; Sordariomycetes; Hypocreales; Hypocreaceae. Gene Ontology annotation, molecular function: transmembrane transporter activity. Gene Ontology annotation, biological process: transport. The record is from RefSeq and is a predicted model, not a curated record. The transcript has a single exon. The coding region runs from base 1 to 891 and encodes 296 amino acids.
AUGUCGGCCGACUUCUGGGCGGGCUAUCUCAGCGGAAUCGUCGGCAUCAUAGUAGGCAACCCCCUAGACAUUGAAAAAGUACGUCGGCAAACCAGAAGCCAUGUGGCCGAGAAGAUAUACAGCCAGAGCUCGGCGGCGUUCAUGAAAGGCACCGCUGCUCCCAUCUUUGGCUACGGGGCCCUGAAUGCACUGCUGUUCUUUUCCUACAACCGGUCAGAAGCAAUCUUGAAAGGCUCGGCAGCAACGCCGACUGCCGGAUGGGUCACCUGGACGGCCGGAGCAGUGAGCGGCCUUGCGGUCUGGGUAGUAAGCGCUCCGACCGAACUGAUCAAAUGCCGGGCUCAAAUGUCCACGCCCGCCAUGUCGAGCUGGGCGAUUUUCAAGCAGAUCCUGCAACGAGAGGGUGUGAGGGGACUCUAUCAUGGCGGAGUCGUAACGGCGCUCCGAGACAGUAUCGGUUAUGGCUUCUACUUCUGGACAUAUGAAUUGGCUCAUCGCCACUGGCCCGCUGCGCGAGAGCACGACGACGCUGCCUCUGGGAGACGAGACACGUCAAAGAUACUGCUGUGCGGCGGCCUUGCCGGAAUCGCGACCUGGGCCAGCGUGUUUCCUCUCGACGUCAUCAAAUCACGCCUUCAGACACAGCAACAGCAGUAUUCCCACGGCGCAACCACGGAUAUGGCGGGCAACAGGCGGUAUGGAGCGUGGCAGAUGGCGAAGGACACAUACAGAGACGGCGGGAUUCGUCCCUUCUUUCGGGGCCUAACUGUCUGCAGCGUCAGAGCCUUUGUUGUUAAUGCCAUUCAAUGGGCUGUGUAUGAGUGGAUCAUGAGCGAAGUGACAAUAGGCAAUGAACGUCAAAUGAAACUGCUUCCAGAAGCUGAUUCUUAA